Xenopus laevis (African clawed frog) is the source of this 3710-nucleotide messenger RNA. It is a transcript of the gene cacng8.L, whose product is annotated as calcium channel, voltage-dependent, gamma subunit 8 L homeolog. Gene Ontology annotation, biological process: calcium ion transmembrane transport; transmission of nerve impulse; neurotransmitter receptor transport, postsynaptic endosome to lysosome. The transcript has 5 exons. Gene Ontology annotation, cellular component: plasma membrane; postsynaptic density membrane; AMPA glutamate receptor complex. Gene Ontology annotation, molecular function: voltage-gated calcium channel activity; channel regulator activity. The record is from RefSeq and is a predicted model, not a curated record. The coding region runs from base 1190 to 2218 and encodes 342 amino acids. Lineage: Eukaryota; Metazoa; Chordata; Amphibia; Anura; Pipidae.
GACGCGCAGACUGGAGCUUCUGCAAUAAACUGAAAGCAGGACACAUCAGCUCUGUCACCUACUCCCCUCUAUCCUCAUUAGUGCAGGAUGGGUGCUAUUCCAUCACUACACACUUGUAUAGGUGCCAUUAACCCUUACUUUCCUCCUCCCUUUUCUUCCCCUUUGGAAUGCACAGGUAGUAUUGUCUUCUCCUGCAUCCUCCUCAUCCUACCAAAUAUUUCAGGUCUUCAUCCUCAUUACCUGCUCUCAAUGAGCCAUUUCCUCGGUGCCUAAGAGCCCAGCUCGCCAUGCAGAUGUUUGCACAUUUCUUCUCUAUUCAUCUUCAUUUUUUUCCCUGCCAUUGUCAUUUGGUACCCAGAGCAUUCCACUUUAAGGUGGAACCUUAUCUCUUUUUUUAUUUAACCCUUCUUUCUCAGAGGAAGGAGUAGGUAGAACCCAUGAUGUAUCCUCCUCAUUUUCAUAAUAAAUCCCCUUUCCUGUUCUUGGCCUUUCAUAUCUCUCCCUUUCUCCCACUCUUUUCUCUAGCCUUUCUUCCCAUCCCCCUCCCAAUCCCAGCACUGUGUACAUGCUCUCUGCUUCUCUCCGUCUCUCCCCCUUUUUUUUUUCUCUCUCUCUCUCUCUCCGGUACUUUUUUUCACAGUGGUUUCUCCCAGUGACAUAAUAACAGGAUGCUGAAAUCUUUCUCCUUUUCUGCAAAAUAUCCCCUCUUAAAAUAAACGCCAUUUCACAGAAUCUUCCAGGGUAUGGGGGAAAGAGAAGCUUAAGUACCCGGGGAAUUGGCAGGCAUCUUCUGAUCAUACAUACGUACAGACAUAUAUCCUCUUCAAAGCACACGUUUUAACAAAAGGUUUGUGAUGCUAACUGUAUCUUCAUCCAGUUGAUGCAGAGAAGUACGGACCAGAUUAUAGACAGUCAAUGGAAGAAAAUCUAGGGCUUGUUAAGAAGAUAAUCCUGGGUGAGUCAGUGGCUCCCUUUGUCCUUUGGCAAAAACAUCUGAGUCGCUGGUGACAUCCAAAGCCAAAAAGAAAAGGAAAAAAGAACAUCGGGAGAAGGUGAUAACCAAAGAACAAAUCCCCACGACCCCAAGAAGAAGUCAUCGAGCUUCUUCUACUAGAAACACAUUUUCUUUGUAUUGGAACCCACCCAGCCUGUCACCCUGGAGUCGUGGAAGAGGUGGAAUGAGGGCAGAAUGGUGUGGUGUGAGAAAGGAGUCCAGAUUCUUAUGACCACAGUGGGAGCUUUUGCUGCUUUUGGGCUUAUGACAAUCGCCAUAGGGACAGAUUACUGGCUUUAUGCCAGAGCCUUCAUCUGCAAUACCACUAACAUCUCUAGUGAGGAAACCCCACAGAAGGAUAAAAAGGAUCCUGGAGGGUUGACUCAUUCUGGCCUAUGGAGGAUCUGCUGCUUGGAAGGCCAAAGGAGAGGCAUUUGUGUCAAAAUCAAUCACUUUCCAGAAGACACAGACUAUGAUCACGACAGUGCUGAAUAUCUUCUGCGUGUUGUUCGUGCUUCAAGCAUCUUCCCAAUCCUCAGUGCCAUGCUCCUCUUACUCGGGGGCCUUUGCGUUGCUGCCAGCCGUGUUUACAAGUCCAAGCGCAACAUUAUCUUGGGGGCUGGCAUCUUAUUUGUUGCUGCAGGUUUGAGCAACAUCAUUGGUGUGAUUGUUUACAUAUCUGCAAAUGCGGGAGAUCCUGGGACAAGGAGGGAUGAUGAGAAGAAAAGUCAUUACUCGUAUGGCUGGUCUUUCUACUUUGGGGGGCUUUCUUUUAUCAUCGCUGAGAUGAUUGGUGUCUUAGCAGUUAACAUCUACAUUGAAAAGAACAGAGAGGCUCAUUGUAAAUCACGCACAGAGUUGAUCAAAAACCCUUCGGCCAUUCUACGCCUACCAAGCUAUCGUUUUCGAUAUCGCCGACGCUCGAGAUCUAGUUCACGCUCUACUGAACCUUCUCAGUCAAGGGACACUUCUCCUGUAGGAGUUAAAGGGAUACCUUCAACUGAUAUCUCCAUGUACACCCUGUCAAGAGAUACCUCGAAGGCCAAUGUAAGCAGCCUGUAUAACACAGAGCGUGGGGAUCACAGUUUUCUACAACUUCACAACUGCUUUCCCAAGGAUUCCGGGGUCACUGUCACCGUCACAGGACCAGCCUCAAAUACAGGCACCCUGGGCAAGGAUGGUUCCAACACCAACACUUUAAACAGGAAAACCACACCUGUGUAGGUGGGCCCAAGGCAAAGGUCUUCUUAGUAAGUGUGAGUGAGCGUGAAAGAUGAAGUAUGAGUUUUGGGAUGGAAGAAGGAGCCAUUUUUUUUGCCAUGUAUCUACCAGUUCCUGGUAUAAAGUAAGAUGCAGGGUCAGCACCUCUCUUACCAGUAUAAAGUAAAUUCAUAUUCUGGGACUCGGGCCAAUAAGUCCGUGUUCUGAAAUCUCUAUUACAGAAUUUUGAUAGAAAAAAAAACUCUUUAGAACCUUAAUUCAUAAUUUGUUCUUUCCUAAGCUAAGAUAGGAAAUGUCUAAUCAGGCCAACCAUUCAAUGUUUGACAGAUUUAAAUCUAUACUGCUGCUAAGACAUUUCUCUUUCUUUCACAAGAUUCUUGCAAAAAAUAUAUAUAUAUAGCAUAACCAAAUCGGUUUCAUUUUGUUAACUGUGAAAAAAAAAAUCGAUAUUGUGCAAACCAGUAAUGAGAAUCAUGUCAGAUCGUGUGAAAAGUAGGGCCAUUGAGCAAGCAGUGCACAAAUUAACUCAGGGAUUGCAAUUGCCAAUCUGUGUCUCUUCAGUUCUCCAGCCAAUGGACUGGCUUGGAUAAUGUGAUUUGACUAGUAACAUGUGAAGACCCACAGGCUGGCUCUCCCUGAAAAAAACUGCAUGCGAGAGAGAUUCCUAGACAUCACCAUGUAGGUUCCCAAUUCCCAAGUAUUUGUAUUAGCCAAAAAAACCUUAGUGUUAUGAGACCCUGGAGGCACUAACUUCAGCCUUAAAGCAAAACAUACCCUUCAGAGUUUUGGUACGACCUUUUUUUUAAGUUGUUAGAAAAAAAGUCCUCUAUUUCCACCACUUUUAAGGAGUGUUAGAGCUACACUACCGUUCCAAUGUAACUGAUGUUAAUGCUCUAUGCCUAAUGCUAAAGGCUAAAUUCAGCUUGACCUUCAGUUUGAUGUAGACAACAGUUUUCUUAGCAGUUUGCAAUUCAUCUCCAUUUUCAAUUUUUGGCUCAGGUUCAGGUUUUUGAACUAUUUCUAUUUUUUGUUCUGUAACGCUCAGGCUUGCAAUUUCAACCGCCAGUCAGUUGCUAGGGCUUAGUUACCCAAAAAAUAAGGUAGCAGUAGCUUGGAAGUCAGAAGAUGGGAGAAUUUUCAAAGAGUUUUUAUUUUAGAGACCCUCGGGCAACCAUACAGCAUUUGUAGUUGCAGGUUGGAAAUAUAUAAUAACUACUCUAUAUAUAUAUAUAUACACAGUAUGAAAGCAUCAAGACCAGCUGAACAAUUGCUUAGAAAAUGAGAAGUUUCAUUGGGAUAAUGAUCAGGAUCUUUAGAGUCAUUGGGGCAAAUUCCCUAGCCGGCGAAAAUUUGCAGCCAUUGCAAGACUUCGCCAGGCGUAAAUUCGCUAGGACAAUGGCAAUUCACUAGAGUGCAAUGGUGGCGAAUUUUCACUAGCGUUACUUCAGCAAAGAAAAGGCUAGCGUUGCCUAAUUUGCGGGAAAUUAUAAAGUUA